UGUCCCCAUACCCGCAGUGUCCCCAUCACAACUCUCAGCUCUGUGGGUGCAUUUCUCACUCUGGACCCUCCCCAAAUCUCCUCUCUGUCCUGUGCAGGUGUGUGGUGUGGACGGGCGAUGACCGCGUGUUCUUCUUCAACCCCAGCAUGCAGCUGUCGGUGUGGGAGCGCCCGCUGGACCUGCGCCACCGCGGGGACCUCAAACGGCUGCUCCAGGACCCGCCCCACAAGCGCAAACUGGAGCCUGCAGCAACAGACAAGUGUGUUAGCUCUUGUCCAGGGGAUGACAACGAUGAUCUGAGCAUCAAAACCAAGAGGAAUAAUUGUGGGAUUUUCGAGCAGUUUGUCAAGACCCGCAUCAGGGAGGAGUACAAGGAGAAGAAGAACAAGCUGCUGUUGGCCAAGGAAGAAUUCAAAAAGCUUCUGGAAGAAUCCAAGUUAUCCCCGAGAACAACCUUCAAGGAGUUCGCGGAGAAACACGGCCGAGAUCAGCGCUUCCGCCUCGUCCCGAAGAAAAAGGACCAGGAGCAUUUCUUCAAUCAGUUCAUUCUUAUUCUCAAAAAGAGGGACAAAGAAAACAGGAUAAGGCUACGGAAAAUGAGAUAAGAGCGACUGAAACCGGCAAUAAAGACACGAGCCCAGGCUGUGGCUGCAGGAAGGGAUUCCARGGAAGGAGGAAACGUUUGGGAUCUGACAGCACCUCCAGGAGUGGGAGAUCCCAAGGGAAAAAUGCCUCCAAACGGAGUUUAUGAGCCAUCCAUGGGAUCUGGGAARGCUGUUCUGCAGGAAUGGGAAGGAUAUUUUUGUUCUCAAAGAAUUAAUGUUUCAUAUUGAAGCUCUCUUUUGUACAACAUCCAGAGUUUGAUGCAUUUCUAAUUGCCAUGAUAUGUGGAUCCCUUAAUUGUUUUAAUUAUGCAAAUUACUUGUAAUAUACACAAGUUAUGAAUCCAAUGCAGAUUUAUAAUUAAGCAGAAGCAGAUGCCAUCCAGAGCAAUCUCAAGGCAUUUCCAUCAUUUAGGGGAAUUAUCUCAAGCAAUCUUUUGGCAUUUCCACCGAGCUGCGGGGUCUGGUGGUGUUCAGGAUCCCCUUCCUGCUGCUCAUCCGUCUCUGUCCAGUCCUCRAGUAUCGUGAUCAGCUAUUAAUUGUUAAUCUUGGUGAAGAGUGUGGCAAUGCUGGCAAAUGUCCCACAGGAGAGCUCUCCUGGGCCGUCCAGCCCCGCUUCUUUGUGAAGCCAUCCCCSUCGCAUUCGGGUUCUGUUCCUGUGUGUGAAGAGUCUGCAUGAGAUUUUUCUCAUCAUAUUUGUAUAAAUAAAUAUUUAACUUU
Malurus melanocephalus (red-backed fairy wren) is the source of this 1322-nucleotide messenger RNA. Its product is annotated as transcription elongation regulator 1-like protein. The transcript has 5 exons. The record is from RefSeq and is a predicted model, not a curated record. Gene Ontology annotation, cellular component: nucleus. Gene Ontology annotation, molecular function: RNA polymerase binding; transcription coregulator activity. NCBI's taxonomy places the organism in Eukaryota, Metazoa, Chordata, Aves, Passeriformes, Maluridae. The annotation marks the transcript as partial.